AUGGCCAGGACUGGAGGUGACGUGGCCGCAGGGUUAUUCGCUCCAGCUCAGCGUCCUUUUGUACUGGCUGCAGCCUGCCCCAUGGAGAUCUUGCAAUCAUUGUUGGCGGGCUGCCAUUUGUGCCACCUGUCUAUUUUGUCUGUAGGGAGCAUCUUCUUGUCGCCAGGUGUCUUCUUCCAGAAUCUUCUAGAACCUUCUGGAUGCCGUGUGGCAAGGCUGCCAGCUUGGAGUGAUGAAAGAUUGUAUAUUCCGGAGGUAGCUUCAUCAUGUGUGCCUGUUAUCGGAAUGGAAUUCUCUUCCAUAGAGCAAGCAUAUGUUUUUUAUCAGACAUAUGCCAAGGAGGCAGGGUUCUCUGCUCGAAAAGGAGGUGAACAUUAUGUUGGUGGUAUUGUCAAGACUAAAUACUUUGUGUGUUCAAAGGAGGGGCAUAAACCAAUGCAAAUUGAUGAUCCUUAUUUGAAGUUGUCUAAGCCAUAUAAACGUAGGAACAGACCGACUAUUCGAACCGGCUGUAAAGCUUAUAUUAAGCUUUGUUCGACGGACGGGGUGUUGUAUAAGGUUGAUAAGUUUGUUCAGACGCAUAAUCAUUCAUUCGUGUACCCCAAAGAUAUGCAUUUAUUACCAGCUUAUAGACAUCUUUCCGAAACACAAGAAGAGAUGAUAUGGGAGCUUGGUACAUUGAAUCUUGGGCCAGUGAAAGCCUUCAAUAUAAUGAGACAAAGAUACGGGGGUUUUGAAAAUGUUGGCGCAACUAAAGACGAUUGCAAGAAUUUUAGAGCUAGGAUACAUAGCUAUAUCGGAGAGUAUGAUGCAGAUAUGGUUAUCAAUAGGUUGACCGAUAAAAAGCAGUUUAUGGUUGAUUAUUCAUUCGUUCAUUCAGUCGAUGAAAACAAACGAUUAACUGGCCUGUUCUGGGCCGAUGGUUUGUGCAAACGUAACUAUGCUGAGUUUAGAGAUGUCAUAUCGUUUGAUGCUACCUUUAAAACCAACAAGUAUAAAAUGGUUUUUGUACCUUUUACUGGUAUUGAUAACCACUGUCGGAAUGUGACGCUUGGAGCCGGGUUGCUAGCAUCCGAAAGCAUUGAAUCAUAUAAGUGGCUUUUACAAUCGUUUUUGGACUCAUUUAGUAAGCAACCGAAGGUGGUCGUCACUGAUCAGGAUCCCAUGAUGAAACAAGCUAUCGAAGCAGUGUUCGAUAAGAGUAGGCAUAGAUUAUGUAUGUGGCACAUAAUGAAGAAACUUGCUGAUAAGGUGGGAAAUGAGUUGUGUAACAACGAAGAGUUCAAGAGACGUAUGUGUGACAUUGUAUGGACUGAUUCGAUUGUGCCAGAAACGUUUGAGAUAGAAUGGAAGCUGAUAAUGAUUGAAUACGGUCUAACCGAGAAUAAAUGGAUUGAUGAUAUGUUUGGCAUGAAAUCUUCGUGGAUUCCAGCUUUCUAUCGUCAUGAGCCUAUGUCUGGGCUUAUGCGGACCACCUCCAGAUCAGAGAGCGCGAAAACCAUUUUUUCUGUCAAAAAUACAAUCCCAGAUAACUUUUCUGGAUCUACUUUAGAGGAUGAUGCUAUGAAAAUUUACACCAGGUCAAUUUUUGCUGAUCAACAGUCAGAGUUACAAGGAACACUGUCCGAGUGCCUUCCUAUGGAGACUAAAAUUGAGGAACCAUUUUUGAAGAUAAGUUUGUUUCAAGAAGGGGGAGGAUGUAAUUGUGUCAUGCAGUUGUCGCAGAUGUUCAAAGUGAAAGAAAUUCCCAACAAGUACGUUAUGAGAAUAUGGACCAAAGACGUGGUACCGAAUGAUCUAAAUAAUACAUUUGAUUUAAGUGUUGAUGAUAAUGAUGCGCAUAAAAAGGCCAAAGAGGUUGCGUAUGAGAUUAUGCAGCCCGGAGAGUAUCUUAUUGGUCAAUUGAUGAAAGAUUUUGAUCAUCUUCUUGUAGUUAGGGAUCGGAUGAGGGAGAUGAAAGAAAUGGUUGAUGAACUUCGAAUAACCAAGCCCAUCGACCCUAAGUUUGAUAGAUAUUCUAGGUUAAUAGGUUACGAGAAACCGAACACUUAUGCUCCUCCUACAGUCCGUGUGCCAACCGGUAUUAGAAACAAAGGGCGCGGUUCACAUAAGCGGAUUAAGUCCAAAAAAGAGAAAAUUAUUAGUCUAAAAGGCAAGAGAAGUUGGACAUGCAGUGUUUGCAAUGUCAAAGGUCAUGAUAUUCGAACUUGCGAGGUUUUAACGGGUAAAGUUAGUGCUGCUGAUAAGAAUGCCGAUAAGAAUGCCAACAAGAAGGGGAGGAAAAGAAGAGCAAUUCAGUUACAGAAUCAUCCUGGUUUAGUUGACGAAGAGGACGAAGAGGUAGAAACUGAUGAGGAAGAAGAGGAGUAUGAGGAGGUUGACGAAUCAAAUGAUAGUGAUUUUGAAUGGGAAGAUGAGUAA
Molecule: messenger RNA, 2421 nt
Organism: Helianthus annuus (common sunflower)
Lineage: Eukaryota; Viridiplantae; Streptophyta; Magnoliopsida; Asterales; Asteraceae
Product: protein FAR1-RELATED SEQUENCE 5-like
Exons: 7
Coding region: 1-2421 (806 amino acids)
Biological process (GO): regulation of DNA-templated transcription
Source: RefSeq, a predicted model, not a curated record